AACGAGAAGCAUUGAGAGUAGCGAAGGCAUUCAUUCACCGUUGCCAGACACGGGACGGAGUCGCGUGUGUCCAGCAUUAGUGCAGGUCGUCGAAGAGCCCACACGCGCUGCUCGACCAAACGAUUUUUGCCAUAGAGAAGCUAUCCCUCGCAUUUCGCAGAUUAGCUGCUAGUAGACGCUUUUGUACCCGCCAUUGCUGAUCGCAGCAUUGAACCCCCAGUCGUCUGGCGUCCGUUUCGACUCAAGAAUCACCCCAGUCGCCUGACAGUGGGCUCAUGGGCUCGUGCGCGGCUGGGGCCUGCGUCUCCCCUCUCGACGCCAUGGCGGCUGAUAGGCACCUGUACAGCUGCGCGCACACCAAGGAGACCCUCGCUACAGUCACCGCGCUUCACGACGCGGCAAUGGCUGGUCCCAGUAGUGGUGAGCAGACGGGGCAGGGCUCGCUCUUCUUCGAGUUGUUCGACACAGGAUCACGCGACGCAGGGAGUGGUGCGAUGGCCGCUGGCUCACAAGUCACGGAGCAGGAUCGCCAUAACGGAGGAGCGUUUUCAGCGCAGGGUGCGAGCGCGUGGGACGCGGCGGCAUCGUACGCGCUUGGCGACCGUUCUCGCAGUUACGGCGCUGCAAGUGCGCUAUCAACCCGAGCCUCGGUAUUGGCGGCAAGAAUGACCUUUUCGAACUCCGGCCCGCCUAGUCCGCUCUCUCUGGACGGCAAGCCACGCUCGCCGGAAGAUCGGGUCAGUAACGCUCCUUUCGCGCGCGUUCAGCAUGGCGCUUGUGUGGCGGCGGCGGCGGCGGCACCGGCCUCGGACCUAUCGGCGGAGCAAGGCGGGAUCGGCGGGAAUGAGGAUAUGGCGGAGGAGGAGAUGCGUGAGGGCGGAGGGGCCCUGGAGUGGCGGCGAGUGGUGGCGAUGCUGAUGUCCGACACGAAGCACGCCGUGUGCGCCGUGCACGGCGGGAUGUGCGGGCAGGGCGGGCGGGAGGAGCAGCAGCAGCACGACGAGACGCGAAACCCGCCGGUGUACGAGCUGACGCAUCGAGAAGAGGCUCGGAAUCGCGAUGAACAUGAUCGCCCGCACUAUCAGCAUGUUCAGCAGCCUCCGCAGCUGCUUGAGAACGAGGCGGCGCAGUGCCAUCAUCACGUCUGCCAUGCGGACCCGCUCGCCUCAUCGCCGCUCAAGCUCGUUGUGCCCAUGCCCCGGUUCCGGUGCUCCGCGGUGGUUGGCACAGCCUGCAUCAACGAUGCCAUGGGCGGGGUAUCCUCCAGCAAUCAGGCCGCGCACAGCCAGCUCCACGCCACGCGUCACCUCCAAACCCCACGGCGCCAACUUCAAGUCACUUAUUCUCCCUUAUUCUCCACCCCUGUCGCUCUCCCACUUUCGUACGAUCAAGCGGAUUUCGCCAGCGACACUGACGGUGCCACGACGUCGCACUUAAUCUCCCCUACGGCGCCGCACAGCCCCUGCGGCAAGGCUGACUUCUCCCUCUCCCACUCGACCCCCGAGCCCGUUGCGACGCCCGAAUCUGUUGCUACAGCGCCCGCAGGCGGACAGGUCUCUGCGUGGGUGGCCAACGCGGGGAGCCCACGGGCUUACGCUAACACGCAGUUCGCACCACAGCCGUCGCCGCUACAGCCGUCUCCUAUGCUACAGCCGUCUCCUGUGCUACAGCCGCGCUGUGUCCCGCUUGGAAACAGCGAGCCGAGUCCCGAGCUGCUCAAGCUGUCGCUGACGGAUGCUGGCCCGCAUGAGCUACAUGGCGCGGGGAAACCUGCCCCUGGCGGGUGGCGAAGCAAGUCAAAACGGCGCGACGAACUGACCGUGGCGUCACCUCGCGUUCAAAUAGCGUCGUUCGGCGACGGGAUAGCGUCGCCUAGCAACCAGAUGGUCUCGCCUGGCGGCGAUGUAACAUCGCCUGGCCUGCAGUCGCCGCCGACCAUCCUGCUCGACGACGUGAUCGCGGACAGUGGGCGAGGCGCACCAAAGCGAAGGCGCGGACAAUGCGGCUCUUGGGAGGCUCGCGCAGACGGCGCUUCCCCCAGCCCCCGUAGGGCGGUGGUUGCGGAGAAGGAACGGGGCGCGGGAACAGGCAGUGCAACACCCGCUCCGUUCGAGGGGCCUGAUUGGCUGCACCACCUGCAGUCGGGCAAACUGCAAGCCCUUCCCAUCAUGCUAAGGAUGGAGACGACAAAGGAUAGAAUUUCGCUACUACGUCAGCUCGUAGCACCAACACUGACGAAGGGAGACACGGCGACGGUGCUGGGCGAAGUCGAACAGUUCGUGAGGGCCGUCUACGAGAAGCUCAAGGAGAUCACCAACGGUCACGAGCAGCACGCCGCGUUUCCCGCCAACGAAAAUUGUGGGGAGUGGGGCGCUCCGGUUGGUUGCGAGGCGGGAAAUGACUUCAGAAUGCUGGAGGGAGCAGUUGGCCGACGCGAUGGCGUGGGAUUGGCGGCGAAAGGAGUGAUGCUGGUUACUAGACGAACAGCAGAAAACUUCGUGAAGCAGGCGACAUCUUCCCGAAAGCUGUAACCAGUCGAACGAGGUUUGGUAACUAGGUGAACGAGAAGCACACUUUUGCUCCUGGUUCAGCUAGUUACCUCACCUCACAACAUUUAUGCCUUUUAUUUUAGAACAGCAACUAUAGGGUUUGGUGAUAGAAUCCGCUUACCAUGUGACAGCUAAUUGGAUAUUUUUCGUUCCGCAAAUCAUGACAGUUAAUUCUUUGAAGAAAUGUUUUCAUCGUGUUUUGUUUCUUAUGAAAGAC
Closterium sp. NIES-67 is the source of this 2766-nucleotide messenger RNA. The record is from the annotation of a GenBank genome assembly. NCBI's taxonomy places the organism in Eukaryota, Viridiplantae, Streptophyta, Zygnematophyceae, Desmidiales, Closteriaceae.